GAUGAUCCCGCCGGGCAAUCGAUCGUAGAAUGUUCGACGAUCUUCGACCUUGGCGCCUUUUUAAGCCUUAACUUCCAGGUGGCCAGCAGCCAGUCGACCAGGCCAAUGAUGAUGCCUCAAUUUGUGUUCUGGAGGAGGGAUGCCAAGAAGAGCCAGCUGGAGCAGAUCUCGCCCAUCUGGAGGGAUUUGAAUGCUACAUUUGUGACGGUCCUCAGCUGGAGUUGGCUCAUCUAUGCAUUUUCCGCACUGGUUAUCAUCACUUGUGCAUAUUUCGCAUAUUGUGAGCGCUGCCGAAGAACUGAAUCAGUGCGACGUCGACGGGUUAUUCAAAGAGCUCAAGAGCGACCUCCACAAAAGCGACGACCGAAUGCGGCCUAUCGGGAUCACCAGAUCUAUCGCCACAUCAUCCUCAGCGUGGCCAAGUACAUGAAGAAUCCGGAUGGCAUUCGACCCUUUAUAGAACACAUGGAGCAGCUAUAUCCACUGAGGCAUAACUCGGCCGAUCAGCAGCAGGUGGCCGAACCAAGUACUGGAGAAGAUUAGUGAUCAGGGAGGUAAACCCAAAAGAUUAAUUUUGAAUCCAAAUUAAUAGAAUACUUGCAAAAUAAAAUUUCUUUUCAUAAGUAGUCUAAAAUGCA
Molecule: messenger RNA, 638 nt
Organism: Drosophila sechellia
Lineage: Eukaryota; Metazoa; Arthropoda; Insecta; Diptera; Drosophilidae
Exons: 4
Coding region: 106-543 (145 amino acids)
Source: RefSeq, a predicted model, not a curated record